AUGGUGCUGCUGCUGCUGGUGGCCAUUCCGCUGCUGGUGCACAGCUCCCGCGGGCCGGCGCACUAUGAGAUGCUGGGUCGCUGCCGCAUGGUGUGCGACCCGCACGGGCCGCGAGGCCCGGGACCCGACGGCGCGCCCGCCUCCGUGCCGCCCUUCCCUCAGGGCGCCAAGGGAGAGGCGGGCCGGCGCGGGAAGGCAGGUCUGCGAGGGCCCCCGGGACCGCCAGGUCCCAGAGGACCUCCAGGAGAGCCGGGCAGGCCAGGUCCCCCGGGCCCUCCCGGCCCCGGCCCCGGCGGGGUGGCGCCCCCUGCCGGCUACGUGCCUCGAAUUGCCUUCUAUGCGGGCCUGAGGCGGCCACACGAGGGUUACGAGGUGCUGCGUUUCGACGACGUGGUGACCAACGUGGGCAACGCUUACGAGGCGGCCAGUGGCAAGUUCACCUGCCCCAUGCCGGGUGUCUACUUCUUCGCUUACCAUGUGCUUAUGCGCGGCGGUGACGGCACCAGCAUGUGGGCCGACUUGAUGAAGAAUGGACAGGUCCGGGCCAGCGCCAUUGCUCAGGACGCGGACCAGAACUACGACUACGCCAGCAACAGCGUCAUCCUGCACCUGGAUGUGGGAGAUGAAGUCUUCAUCAAGCUGGACGGCGGGAAGGUGCACGGCGGUAACACCAACAAGUACAGCACCUUCUCUGGCUUCAUCAUCUACCCGGACUGAGCCGGGCCCCAUCCCCCCGCGCCCCCACUCGCCCUUCGC
Molecule: messenger RNA, 756 nt
Organism: Hippopotamus amphibius kiboko
Lineage: Eukaryota; Metazoa; Chordata; Mammalia; Artiodactyla; Hippopotamidae
Gene: C1QL4
Product: complement C1q like 4
Exons: 2
Coding region: 1-717 (238 amino acids)
Molecular function (GO): protein binding
Source: RefSeq, a predicted model, not a curated record